UCCCUGCUGAUUUCGACUAUCUACCGCAGUCUUCUCCGUCAAACGAGAGUAGCUAUACAUCAGCCUUCAUCUUCAACAUGAGAACAAUCGUCGCCCUCUGCGCCCUCGUGGCGGUCGCCCUCGCGGCACCCCCUGAAACCAGACACGACUACAGCCAGACUGUGCUCGUGAAGGAGACGCCGCUGGACAACAUCGGCCUCGACGGAUACCAGUUCGGUUACGAGCUCUCCGACGGCCAGACCCACCAGGAAUCCGGCCAGCUGCAGAACCCCGGCCAGGAGAACGAGGCCCUCGUCGUCCGCGGUAGCUACAGUUACGUCGACCCGGAGACCAACGUCAGAUACACCGUCAACUACGUCGCCGACGAGAACGGAUUCCAUCCCGAGGGAGCGCAUCUGCCGACCGUCUAAAUUUAUUAAUCACGACCAACGAGAGAUACUGAAGUCGAUAUGAAAAACAAAAAAAAAACGACCAGCUUUGGAUACAUUUUCCUGAUCACCAAAAUCGGCCCGAAGGACAAUUGAAGAGUACAUGGCAUUCUCGGCAGCUGUUUCGAACCGUCUAAUAUCUGCAUAAUUAGCUUAUAAAAUUCAGUAUUAAAUUCACAUUUAUUAUGUGCAGAUGCUUCGUAGAUGAACAUACUGCAAUUUAUGAUGUAACAUCGUAUGUAUAACUGCGAAGUAUUUUUUCCCCAUAGUUAUUAUCCGCAUGGAUGAUCAAGUACGGAUGAGAGCGAUGCAGGUUUUAAAUUUAAAAAAAAA
Messenger RNA from Wasmannia auropunctata (little fire ant), 761 nucleotides. Its product is annotated as flexible cuticle protein 12-like. The transcript is spliced from 2 exons. Lineage: Eukaryota; Metazoa; Arthropoda; Insecta; Hymenoptera; Formicidae. Gene Ontology annotation, cellular component: chitin-based extracellular matrix. Gene Ontology annotation, molecular function: structural constituent of chitin-based larval cuticle. The record is from RefSeq and is a predicted model, not a curated record. Bases 78 to 410 code for a protein of 110 amino acids.